Gallus gallus (chicken) is the source of this 578-nucleotide messenger RNA. RefSeq names its product ubiquitin like 5 (gene UBL5). The record is from RefSeq and is a predicted model, not a curated record. Gene Ontology annotation, cellular component: nucleus; cytoplasm. Gene Ontology annotation, molecular function: protein binding; protein tag activity. NCBI's taxonomy places the organism in Eukaryota, Metazoa, Chordata, Aves, Galliformes, Phasianidae. Gene Ontology annotation, biological process: protein modification process; mRNA splicing, via spliceosome. The transcript is spliced from 5 exons. Bases 76 to 297 code for a protein of 73 amino acids.
AUCCGGCCCGCGGGCACUUCCGGUUCCGGUGUGGCGGCGGAGUGACGGAGGUGGAGGAGCGGCGGCAUCGUAACGAUGAUUGAAGUCGUUUGCAACGACCGUCUGGGCAAAAAAGUGCGGGUGAAAUGCAAUACAGAGGAUUCCAUCCGUGACCUCAAGAAAUUGAUUGCGGCGCAGACCGGGACCCGAUGGGAUAAAAUCGUGCUGAAGAAAUGGUACACCAUCUUCAAGGACCACGUCACACUUGGGGACUAUGAGAUCCACGAUGGCAUGAAUCUGGAGCUCUACUACCAAUAACUGCCCCAGCCCCCAUCCCGUCCCCUCCCAGUGCCACCAAGGGAGGGAAGACCCCCUCCCUCCCCCCCAUGGGACCCUCCUUCCCCCAAUAGGGCCCACCUGACCCCCAUAGGGCUCUCGUCGCCCUCCAUGGAACCCUCCUUACCCCCCAUGGGACCCUCCUGCCCCCCCCAGGCGUGGCAAUGUUCCAGCCUUGAUGAGGCUUUAAAAGUGUUGUAAACCGCCCAAGAGUGGCUUUCUUUUUUGUCUGGUUUCUAAUAAACGUCGCCCUUCGUUCUCUG